This is a messenger RNA of Trichomycterus rosablanca, 1026 nucleotides long. RefSeq names its product fibulin-7-like. Lineage: Eukaryota; Metazoa; Chordata; Actinopteri; Siluriformes; Trichomycteridae. The transcript has 6 exons. The coding region runs from base 1 to 1026 and encodes 341 amino acids. The record is from RefSeq and is a predicted model, not a curated record.
AUGUAUCACGGUGUAAUAUUUUUGCUAAUGUUUUCUACAUGCCAGAUCCUCAGAUCUCACAGCCGGGACUGUGUAAGCAGACGGGAACUACAGGUCACUCUACGACAUGUCCAUAAAGUGCUCAUAGCACACGAGACCUCGUUUUUGCAGAGUGUACGAAGCUUCCACGAAAAACUCGGCAUGCUAAAAAACAGCACAUUCAAACACAGCAGCAGCAUCAGCACGGCCAAGAACAGCACCGCAGUAUGUCCACCUCCAAAACCACUGGCCAAUGGCAGGAUGCUGGGCAGGAUGUUCAGAGUGGGACAUGAAGUGCACUUUCUGUGUAGUCCUGGUUUCCAGCUGUCAGGGCCGGAGACUAGAGAGUGUUUGGAUUCCCUUAUGUGGAGUGGAGAGCAGCCAACCUGCAAAACUACAGAGGCUGGAAAAAAGAAUGCUACAUUCUUUUCCUCGUUAAUCUCGGGGUACGUGCAGCCUUCCCGCUGCAUCGAGCUUCAGGGCUCGUUACACUGCACCUGUCAGCAGGGCUACAGCAUCUACAGCCAAGAUAGAGGCCUGUGCACAGUCCACUAUGAAUGCUCACACGAGUUGAACAUGCGCUGUGAACGUAACCCAUGUGUCCAGGGAAACAAAGCUUGUCUUCAGGCCCCCCUCUCUGUGAAUUUUCACUAUAUGUCAGUGGUGUCUAACAUGAGCACUCCACAAGUCCUGUUCCGGGUCUCAACAGCCCGAGUGCUGGGAGAUACCCUGCGCUUUGGCCUGCUGGGAAAUCAAGGAGCUGGGCAUUUUACCAUGCAGCGUGUAGACAGACAGAGUGAGGAGCUGCUGCUGGUGGAGCCGGUACAAGGGCCUGCCAUGCUGGAGGCUGACGUGGAGAUGAGCGAGCUGGAAAAGAGAACACUGCUGGAACGAUAUGUUACAAAAGUUACACUCUGUCUCUUCAUACAACUUCUAAAGUGGAAUAAGGCUAGGCUACCCAAACAGAAUUGUGUAAUCACAUUAAUGACCACAUAUGUUUACAGGUAG